Molecule: messenger RNA, 1289 nt
Organism: Hibiscus syriacus
Lineage: Eukaryota; Viridiplantae; Streptophyta; Magnoliopsida; Malvales; Malvaceae
Product: trifunctional UDP-glucose 4,6-dehydratase/UDP-4-keto-6-deoxy-D-glucose 3,5-epimerase/UDP-4-keto-L-rhamnose-reductase RHM1-like
Exons: 2
Coding region: 94-1194 (366 amino acids)
Biological process (GO): flavonol biosynthetic process; UDP-rhamnose biosynthetic process; auxin export across the plasma membrane
Molecular function (GO): UDP-glucose 4,6-dehydratase activity; dTDP-glucose 4,6-dehydratase activity; UDP-L-rhamnose synthase activity
Source: RefSeq, a predicted model, not a curated record
CUUCAAAUUUCUCUCUUUUAUAUCUAAUCUCUGGAAUUAGUUAGCGAUUGUUAAUUCUGGAUUCUUGCUGAUUUCUCCUCAACUCAAUUAAAUAUGGCUUCUUUUACGCCCAAGAAUAUCCUGAUAACUGGGGCUGCUGGGUUUAUUGCAUCUCAUGUUGCCAAUCGGCUCGUUCGGAACUACCCGGACUACAAGAUUGUUGUACUCGAUAAGCUUGAUUACUGCUCGAACCUUAAAAAUCUAAUUCCUUCAAAGUCAUCCCCGAACUUCAAGUUUGUGAAGGGGGACAUUGAAAGCGCUGAUCUCGUUAACUAUCUGCUUAUCACCGAGUCUAUUGACACGAUAAUGCACUUUGCGGCGCAAACUCAUGUUGAUAAUUCAUUUGGGAACAGUUUUGAGUUUACGAAGAACAAUAUUUAUGGCACUCAUGUCCUGCUUGAAGCCUGCAAAGUCACUGGUCAGAUCAGGAGGUUCAUUCAUGUCAGCACCGAUGAGGUUUACGGGGAGACGGAUGAGGAUGCUGUUGUUGGAAACCAUGAGGCUUCCCAACUUCUCCCGACAAAUCCGUAUUCGGCAACAAAAGCCGGUGCUGAAAUGCUUGUUAUGGCAUAUGGCAGGUCGUAUGGAUUACCAGUUAUUACGACCCGUGGAAACAAUGUUUAUGGUCCCAAUCAGUUCCCGGAAAAACUAAUUCCCAAGUUUAUCCUAUUGGCAAUGAGGGGGAAGGUCCUUCCAAUUCACGGGGAUGGUUCUAACGUGAGGAGUUAUUUAUACUGCGAGGAUGUCGCCGAGGCAUUCGAGGUCAUUCUUCACAAGGGUGAAGUUGGCCAUAUUUAUAAUAUCGGCACGAAGAAGGAAAGGAGAGUGAUUGAUGUAGCCACCGAUAUAUGCAAGCUUUUCUCGAUGGAUCCUGAGACGAGCAUCAAGUUUGUCGAAAACAGACCAUUCAAUGACCAGAGGUAUUUUCUUGAUGAUCAGAGAUUGAAAAAAUUGGGAUGGUGUGAGCGAACUGUAUGGGAAGACGGGUUGAAGAAGACCAUAGAAUGGUACACCCAAAACCCUGAUUGGUGGGGUGAUGUGAGUGGUGCUCUGCUACCGCACCCGAGAAUGUUGGUGAUGCCUGGUGGUAGACACUUCGAUUCCGAGGAAGUAAAAGAGACAUCAUAUGCAAGCGGUCCUAAUCAGACUACUUAACAAAAUAAUAUCUUAUAGUCGGAAGAUCAUUUGUAUAUUUUACGACAGUAAAAGGCCAUAUUUAAUGAUUAGAGGAAUGAUUGUUGUCGUUAGAG